AUGACUUCACGGCCACCCUUGACCGACCAGACGCGCUCAUGGUUUGAAUCCAUUGCUGUUGAAAAAGAUAGUAAUGUCGAUAUUGUUGCUGUCCCGCCUAUCGGCGCCGAUCAUAGAAAGACAUGGAUAGCGCAUGGUGCGAGAUCCUCUUGGCUUGAACUUGAACUGUUAAAGCAUAUCCCUAGAGCGCGAGUAUUGCUGUAUAACUAUGGAGAUCUGCGUGACGAUAAAAUCGACACCUUGGGUGAGCGGCUGUUAAACCAACUACGCACUGAGCGGAAAAAUGAGCCAACCCGACGUCCCAUUUUCUUCAUAUGUCAUAGCACUGGAGGUCUCGUCGUUAAAGCAGCUUUAGCGCUGGCAUCACGGGAGCCGGGGCAGUCCAUCUUAACCAGCUGUCAUGGGAUCGCCUUCUUUGCAACUCCUCACCAAGGCUCGACCUAUCUAUCCGCCGAUGAGUAUGUUGCUAGUAUUCGCCAUCUCUUGCAUCUGCAACAUGACACACCGGCCGCACUCAGAAAGCAGUUACGCACCCGACAAGACCGGUUGUGGCAUUUAUCGAACCAGUUCAAGUCUCUUUCAGCCGAUAUGAGGGUCUGGUCUUUUCUCGAAACUGUCGAUUCUACUAUGCAUGUGAUUGAUGCUGAGACGAAUAAAACGUUAGAGUUUCAUGUCCCGAUUACUUCGAUUCGGUCGGGUUUGUUGAAUAUUGAGAAUGAAAAAGAACUGCCCAUGGCAACAGAUCAUGCGGGGACGGCGACUUUCCACGGUCAAGAGUCCACACGAGAUCGAUUUCUCGAUGAGCUUGGUGAUGCCGUCGAGACUGCUGUCGAAAUAUCAAAACGCGAGGAUACGCCGUUGGGCGUGGAACAGCAAGUCAUGGUUCAAAUCAAUGGAUUCUUUGAAGACACCGCACUGGGCGUCAGUGACGAAAGUCCGCUGAAGCUGUGGUCAACCAAGGUGUCCUUGGAAGACUACCUCUCUCGGGGUCCGUCCGCUUGCCUUCGGGAGAGACUAGGUCGACUUCAGCCCUGUGGCUUGGACGACUCUUCAAUCAGCAGUUAUGAUAGUCCUCGCUCAUCUAAAAUUGCUCCUGGUUCCGAUUCACAAGGUCAUCAUCACGGCUAUCACCACGACCAUCAUGAUGAGAAGUCAGGGCCACUGCGACCCCCUCUACCCUACAGACGAAGCUUUGAUGAUCCAUCCGGUCCAUCUCCACAGAUCCACAUCACCAAAGCAGAUAUGGAGGACUACACGAAUGAUAUACCAAGUGAAAGCCCACCUCCACCACAGGAGCCGACAAGAAAGAACUCCCUCAGCAAGGCGCUGGGAUUCUUUCCAUUGUCGCGCUCCCACCGUCGGACCACUUCUGACAGCAGUUCCCAAGGAAGCAUUGAACGGCCACCUUCGAGCGCUUCUACAUCGCAACCUGCGCAGUCGCCUUUCCUGGCAAUACCAAAGUCUACUCGAGAUCGUAAUGCGGACGUGCCAGAUGUCCCUCGAGCAGUCCCACGUUUCGAUCGACCCGAGGCUGAUACUGAGAAACUUAUGUGGAUCCAUGUGCCGUAUACGCAUACUGGCUGGGUCUCUCAAGUCAUCCGCCGAGCAUGUCAGGAUAGUCAAGAGCCUAAUUUUGUUCGAAAAUUCAUCAAUGACGAGAAUUGGUAUCACCGGCUUAAUAGAGCUCGUCAUCUCGAGCCUCACGCACGUUUCGUCAAGCCCGCGUGUAUUCACUCAAGACAAAUGGAUGUUCCACAAAGCCCUUCUGAUGCUGCCGAGGAUCCUCAACUCGCUCUAUAUUCUCCCUACCUCCACUGGGAUACAUACCGAAACCUAAUCCAACGGCGCAAGGUAGUCGAAGACCGGCUGAACCAAGGCCGAUCCAGGCCCGUCCCAGGCCGAAUCUCAAAAGCAAGCCUAGAAGCGCAACUAAUCUGGACCUACCUCGGCUGUGAGCCUCCAGUGCACUUCCGCCGCACACUUGAUCAAUACGGGUAUCCCAAUCUGCGGUCGACCAUCGCUCGUGACGACGACCAGAUGCUCUGGAAACGUACUCGUAGACCGGCGCGCAUUGACGAACAACUAGAAGAGUGUCUACAGUCUGCACGGGAUGAUCCAGAUAACGAGGAGAUGAGCGAGUUUAAGGAUGGGAAAGUCUUGAUGGUUGAUCAGCUCUGGCUUUGGAUUGUUGAUCAGAAAACUGUUGUUACUUUCUUUCCGAAUCAGGAGGCUAAUACCUCUGAGGAAAAGCUUUUUGAACAGUCUAACUUGCACAGUAGCAUUUAUAAUGAGCUGAAUGGAGAUCUAUCGCGUCAUUUUGAGACUGCCGGUGACUUGGCUGCUCUCAUUAUGCUGCAUUCUGUCACCGUACUCCUGGACAAGACUCUGCAUCACGAUCUGCAGGUUUUGCGAAUCUUCGAGGAGUCAAUCAGCAUCUUGACCGAAUCCGUCACCAAGUCGUUCAAGCGCUUCCGAAAUAGAGGUUUUACCAACCGCCCAGCGGAUCAUGAUCGCACCUCAGAUGGCAAGAUCAUGACACUCGCCCAGCAGGAAUAUAAAGAAUUCCAGGUUGCUCGCCGAAACCGAGAAGAUCUCUCCGUUCUCCUCGAGCUGCGCGACAUCGAGGAUGAGUUAUCCACCAUCCUGAAGCUGCUCGAUCAACAAGAUGCUGUUAUCAAAGGUAUGGUCAAAUACUUUGAUAGCAGGGGUGGAUACGGUAUGUCAUUCCUCGAUACAGCACAGGAGCGGAUCGACGAAUAUCGGGCACAAAUCAACGAGAUGAAAGACAGCAGCCAUCAAACACAGAAAUCAGUUGAGACCCUCCUCGAUCUCAAGCAGAAACAGGCAAACGUGGACGAAGCAAAGAUGACCCGAUGGCAAGCUGAAGUCGCUCAAACGCAAUCCCGAGCAGUAAUGGUCUUCACCAUAUUCAGUGUUGUCUUCCUCCCUCUAUCCUUCUUCACCUCCUUAUUUGGAAUCAACGCCCGAGAGUGGAGUGGAGAACAGACAAACCCAACCUUAGGCGAAAUGUUCGAGAUAGCUGCCCCGGCCUCCUUUGCAAUAAUCUUCCUCUCCCUCUUCAUAGCCUUUAGCGACACGUUACGCGAUAUCGUAUCAAAAGCGUACAAGAUCAGUAUGGGCCUACUGAAAGAAUUCAUCUUGCACCCUGUUCAAUCAUUGGUGGUGGAUCCCACUACAGGUAAAAUUCCUGUUCAUGUUGUGCCUGAGGACUCUAGGCUCAGGAAACGAUUCGAUGAGUACCUCGGUUAUGGGAGGCGGAAUAUGCAGCGUGAUGACGAUAUCUGGCAGCGAUGGCAGGGGGAUUGGAGUUCCGGGGGGAAGGGGGUUAAGGGGAACUAUAAGAUGAAUGCUGGACUGGAUCAGAGAAAGCGUGGGGAGGUGUAG
Messenger RNA from Penicillium robsamsonii, 3405 nucleotides. RefSeq lists its product as uncharacterized. The record is from RefSeq and is a predicted model, not a curated record. Gene Ontology annotation, cellular component: membrane. Bases 1 to 3405 code for a protein of 1134 amino acids. The transcript is spliced from 11 exons. Gene Ontology annotation, biological process: transmembrane transport; metal ion transport. Lineage: Eukaryota; Fungi; Ascomycota; Eurotiomycetes; Eurotiales; Aspergillaceae. Gene Ontology annotation, molecular function: metal ion transmembrane transporter activity.